GAGGUUAAAGACAGGGGCAUCGUUUUUAACAGAAACUUGUACAACUCUGCUGUAUUUAUCUUAAUCAGUUAAAUUGAAGCUAUAUUUAAAACAAACAACUUACUGAUAGAUUUGCCAGAUAGAAACCAGAUUUACUGAAUUUUGAAAGAGUUGUCCAGAUUUGCUAUAUAUAGAGAGAGUUGUAGCAUUCUCAGUGUUACUUUGGGAAAUGAAGUCAAAUGAUUCCACUGACUAUUGAAGUACAUAUUUAAUAAUAAACUGAUUGUGUUGUAAUAUCAUAUACCUGUAAUAAUAUGUUGCUGUGUUGUUAUAACAGAUUGGAGCAACAUACCACAAAUCUCAGAUACUGGACGAUGACGGUCAAUGGUCCGAGGGGCUUAUAUCAGCGGCCAAGAUGGUAGCUGCUGCCACUCACAGUUUGUGCGAGUCGGCCAAUGCCAUGGUUCAAGGUCAUGCUACAGAGGAGCGACUCAUCGCUUCAGCCAAAGAGGUCGCGGGGUCGACAGCCCAUCUCCUGGUCGCCUGCAGGGUCAAGGCCGACCCAGACUCAGUCGCCAUGAAACGCCUCCAGGCGGCGGGUAAUGCGGUGAAGCGUGCCACGGAGGUCCUGGUGAAGGCGGCCCAGCAGGCCAAGCAGAGAGAUGAGGACGAGGAUAUAAACGUGGCGGUCGACUCACGUAAAGUGGGCGGGAUCAAACAGGAACUACAAAUUCAAGAGGAGAUGUUACGGAAGGAGAGAGAAUGGAUCGAAGCCAGAGAGAAACUGGCCAAGUUCCGUAAACAGCGGUACAAGGACACGGGCCACGAUAGCGACUCAUCAUCCGCCUUCUAACGCCGCACGCUCCAGCUUUACUGUAUAAUGCGUAUAGUGCCUGUCACGUGUCUUAUGAUGUCAUAAUGGCUUCCAUGUCAGCUGUCCUUGUGAAGGUCAAGGUGACAAGCAUCUAAGUGAUUGAGAAUUUGAAGGGAGUGAGAGUGUUUGAGAUCUGGGUUAGGGUUGCAUUUUUGUGGGUGUGAUUUUUGAAUAUAGAUGUGUAAGUUUGUAUACUUAGAAUGAUUAAUGAUGGAUAAUGUAUUCAGAGGAGAGAAAUUUGGAAUUGAGAAGACAGAGACUCAGAAAGAAAGGAUUCUCAAUAACCAUAUCAUAUAUAUAUGUAGCUGCUGAUUACUUGUUAAACCAGUUAUGUCACAUAUUGUACGGGAUUUUACAGAAUUGUUUACCAACCGUGCAAAAAUUUAUCUAUUUUAAAUAGAAGCAGUUGUUAUUCGACACUUGAUUAUUUUUGGAUUUUUUUCUGCAAGCAGACUUGUUUUUUUUAUAGAAUAUAAACAUGAAGUUUUCCGAAUCUGAUAGAUUAAAUCUACACUGUUUUAAGGUAGCCAAUUGUGAUAUGGUGUUACAAAUGAUAGAUGAUAUGGUGUUACAAAUGAUAGAUGAUAUGGUGUUACAAAUGAUAGAUGAUAUGGUGUUACAAAUGAUAGAUGAUAUGGUGUUACAAAUGAUAGAUGAUAUGGUGUUACAAAUGAUAGAUGAUAU
Molecule: messenger RNA, 1537 nt
Organism: Magallana angulata
Lineage: Eukaryota; Metazoa; Mollusca; Bivalvia; Ostreida; Ostreidae
Product: talin-1-like
Exons: 4
Coding region: 395-832 (145 amino acids)
Biological process (GO): cell-cell adhesion
Cellular component (GO): plasma membrane; focal adhesion
Molecular function (GO): integrin binding; actin binding
Source: RefSeq, a predicted model, not a curated record